UGUCCUCCGCUUCCCUCCGGUCCCCGUAGUUGGACGCACCUGUAACCGGAGGGAAGCUGUUCACAGUGGGACCAGAGGAUGUGGUUUGUGUCGGUGCUGCUGCCGCUGCUCCGGCUCUAUGUGUGCGGGAUCCGGGUCCUGUGGUACCAGCUGUUCCACCGGUCCUUCACACUGCCAGGUUCUGAGUAAGCGAAGACUUACCGAGGGAACCAUGGAGGGUAAAACUUCAGGACCGUCGUGCUCCGGCCUGAAUCUGGUCGCACACCCACGAGCGAAAAGCAAAGUCUGGAAGUAUUUUGGCUUCGACACGGACGCAGACGGGUGCAUACUGCACUGGAAGCGGAUCUACUGCCGAGUGUGCAUGAGCCAAAUUGCUUACUCUGGGAACACCUCCAACCUGUCGUACCAUCUAGAAAAGAACCACCCCGUAGAGUUCAGCGAGUUUGUCAAGAGCAACACGGACCAGAUGCGCGAGGCAUUUGCCACUGCUUACUCCAAGAUAAAGAUGGAGCCGGCGGGCGUCCACGUCCAGCCAACGCAUGACUCCACCCUGAGGCAGAGCUUCAACUACGAGAACCGACGACACAACGACCUGACUGUAGCCGUCCUCAACUUCAUCUGCGAGGGGCUGUGCCCAGUAUCUGUGGUUGAAGAGCCCACCUUCAAAGCCUUAAUGAGUACCGUGGACCCCGGGUACUCGCUGCCCAGCAGAAGUGACCUUUUGGGUAAAAUGCUGCCUCAGAUGUACUGCCGCACUCGUGACCUGGUGUUCGGUGAGCUGGCCGGAGUGGUCAACUGCGGCAUUACCACCGACCUUUGGCAAAGUCAAACACAAAACCGGACGUACAUUUCACUGUCCACGCAUUCGGUUAAUUACAACACGACGUCCGGUUUCUCCAUGACCAACAAGUGCCUUAAAACCUUUGAGGUGCAGGAAGACAACACUGCUGAGAACAUCACCAGAGCCAUGUACGAGGCCUUCGUGGAAUGGGGGAUCACUCAUAAGGUCAGCGGCGCCACCACCAAUGGUUCAGUUGACAUCGUGAAAGCGUGCUCGCUGCUGGAGCUGUCAGUUGAAAUGCCCUGCCUUGGCCACUCCGUCAACCGGGCCAUGGACGAAGCCUUCCAGCUGCCGCGGGUCGACGCUUUCUUAUCGUGCUGCCGCAAACUCGUUGACCAUUUCCGAGAACCGGCGAUGUACCUGCUGAGGGAGAAACAAAAGCAACACGGCCUCCCUCUGCACACGCUGGUUACAGAUAGAGGUCGGUCCUGGUUGGCUACGCUAGCCAUGCUACAAAGACUGAAAGAGCAGCAGGUGGCUAUAACGGCGACGCUAGUAGAGAAUUCCAGCAGCCAUCACUUCAACUUUGACAGCGCUGACUGGGCUUUGAUGGAGGGCUUGAUCGAAGUUCUUCAGCCUUUUAAAGUUGUGGCAAACAUGUUCACUUCCUGCAGGUACCCGACUAUUAGCAUGGUAAGACCUGUGCUCCACAUGCUCCUAAACACCACCCUGAAGGCCAAUGAGGGGGACCUGAAGGAGAUAAGCAUGACAAAAGAGGUCAUCUCCAAGGUCCUGUCCAGCACCUAUUCACAGAAUUCACAGUCUUCUCAAGAGAUUGCGAUGUUUCUCAACACUGCGACUUUUCUGGACCCACGGUACAAGAAACUACCAUUCCUGUCGGCUCAGGAAUGCUCCAAAGUUGAGAGUAACAUCAUUGAGGAGGCAAAGGCCAUUCUGGAGAAGCAGGUCGUAGAGCGACCGUGCCUUGACGACUUCUCCUUGGUCUCUGAUGAACCACCAAAUAAAAAGCUAGUGCCUCCAAGGGAGUCGUCAACCAGUAGUGCAACACAAGACAAUCCCUUGGCGGCCAUUUUUUGCCAGUCUGACUCGGACCAGAGCCAAGAGGAGCUACAUGCUCAAGUUGUAGAAGAACUGAGCAACUACAAAUCCCAACGAGUCCUGGGUCUGAAUGAAGACCCUUUACUUUGGUGGUCCAGUCACGCAGCUUUGUUCCCCACCCUGCCCAAGGUCCUGCAGAAGUACUGGUGCGUUCCCGCCACCAGCGUCCCCUGCCACAGACUGUUCAGCUCAUCUGGGACCGUCCUCUGUGGGAAGAGGAACCGCAUCAGCCCGGUCCUGGUAGACCAGCAGGUGUUUCUGUACGAGAACCUGCGGAGCUACUACGAACCCGAACACUGUGAGGAGGAUUUGGAGGGGACCUGUGGUGGGGGACAGUCCCUUGACUGAAGGCUGGAGAACAGGUCCAGGGUGUCAGAUGAAGGCCUGGGGGUCCUCAAGGUCUUCAGGGGUACAAAGGUGUUGAACCCCUGGUGGCUGAAGGUUCAGAAGUACCUGAACCAUCAGUGGACAAAAAAAUCCAAAAACUAGAACACAAAGCAAACUGUCAAAACUGUAACCCUAACCAUCUGUGGAGACGAAUUCAGUCACUGUUGAAGCUCGUCUCAUUCAUUUUACAUCCAUUUGGCUUUGGUUGCCCCCCCCCCCUUAUUUUUGGUUAAUGCCCAUUGAAUAUAAACUCUGGCCACUGAAAACAAUUUUGUUCUUUAAGUUUUUGUCAUUUCUGGGAAUCACAAAAUCUAAAGAUUCAAUUUAGUGAAACCUUUGGGUGUAAAAUCAAUAAAUGAUGGCGCUAUAGGGUUAGGGUUAAACUUAGCCUAACCCUAGCCCUAACCCUGGACGGGUUAAAAUAA
This is a messenger RNA of Sphaeramia orbicularis (orbiculate cardinalfish), 2712 nucleotides long. RefSeq names its product dehydrogenase/reductase (SDR family) X-linked (gene dhrsx). Gene Ontology annotation, cellular component: nucleus. The transcript has 2 exons. The record is from RefSeq and is a predicted model, not a curated record. The coding region runs from base 119 to 2248 and encodes 709 amino acids. Gene Ontology annotation, molecular function: protein dimerization activity; DNA binding. NCBI's taxonomy places the organism in Eukaryota, Metazoa, Chordata, Actinopteri, Kurtiformes, Apogonidae. Gene Ontology annotation, biological process: regulation of transcription by RNA polymerase II.